GUUGUCGUUUGGUUAGUUGGGAGUUGGCUGGAUGAGGAAGCGGAUCAGACCCCAGAAACAAGACCAGAACCAGCACCGACAGAGACCUGAAGUCCAGACCAGGACCACAACACUCCCACCCAGAGACCCGAGUCCGUGUGGAGGUUCAGACCGACGCAGAGUCCCAGUUUAUCCGCUGUUUCUACAACUUGAUCCAGUUUAACAAGUGACCCAGCAGCUAGCCUGCUAACAGCUAGUUAGCCUGCUAACAGCUAACUAACUAACAGGGAAGUGAACAGGUGUGUCAGGUGACGUCGGGCUCGAGCCGCAGGUGUGUUUUCUUCAGAGGACUCAGACAGUAGAAAAAGAAGAAGAAAAUGAGUGGACAGAACAACAUCCAGGCGGUGAAGAAGAAGAUCCAAGUGCUGCAGGAGCAGGCGGAGGCAGCUGAGGACAGAGCUGCCAAACUGCAGCAGGAGGCGGAAAAGGAGAAGAAGACAAGAGAGGAGGCGGAGGAGCAGGUGAUUGCUCUAUCUCGCCGUCUGCAGCUCAAUGAUGACGAGCUGGAGUGUGCUCAGGAGAAACUGAGCUGCACCCUCCGUAAACUGGACGAGGUGGAGAAGUGUGCUGACGAGAGCGAGAGAGGUAUGAAGGUGAUAGAGAACAGAGCUCUGAAGGAUGAAGAGAAGAUGGAUUUACUGGAGUGUCACCUGAAAGAAGCCAAACACAUUGCUGAGGAGGCCGACCGCAAAUAUGAAGAAGUGGCUCGUAAACUGUUGAUGCUGGAAGGAGAGCUGGAACGAGCUGAAGACAGAGCUGAGCAGGCAGAGAGUAAGAGUCGAGGGCUGGAGGAGGAGCUGAAAACUUUCUUCACUAGUUCAAAGUCUCUGGAGGCCCAGGCUGAGAAGUACACUCUGAAGGAAGACAGGUAUGAAGAGGAGAUCAAGAACCUGAGCAACAAACUCAAGGAGGCUGAGAGCAGAGCUGAGAAUGCGGAACGUAAAGUGGCCAAACUGGAGAAAGCAGUCGAGAUUCUGGAAGACUCUCUGACUUCGGCUAGAGACGCCAACAUGGAGCUUCAGUCGAAUCUGGAUCAGACCAUAGCGGAGCUCAACUCCUGCUGAAUUUCCUCCUCCCCCGCUGCUCCUCCCUUCUGCUGCCCGACAGGUGGACGUCAGGGACUCUGUGGCCGAAACAUUCCUAUGACUCUUCCUCUCCUUCCGCUGUUACUCCCCUCUCCUCCUUUCCUGGGGGAUGUUCGGGAGGUCAGGGUCAAACUCUGUGGCCAAAACAUUCCUCCCCCUGCUCCUUUCCUCCCCCUUCACAUCCCUCUAGCUACUCCUUUCCUCCCACCCUCACAUCCCUCUAGCUGCUUCUUUCCUCCCCCCUUCACAUCCCUCUAGCUGCUCUUUCCUCCCCCCUUCACAUCCCUCUAGCUGCUCCUUCCUCCCCCCUCACAUCCCUCUAGCUACUCCUUUCCUCCCCCCCUCACAUCCCUCUAGCUGCUCCUUCCUCCCCCCUCACAUCCCUCGGCUGGCUGCUUGGACUUCAGGAAACAUUCCUCCUCCUUCCUUCACCUCCUCCUCUCCUGGUGGAUGUGAGGGAGGAGUCAGGGCGGUUUAGGCCUCUCCUUCUCCUUUCUUAAAGAUUCCUGCUUUCACACAUUCCAUCUGAUUCUUAAAGUCACAUUUGGAGUGUUGCUUUAAUUUACUCCUCGUGUCUGGACCUCCUCUUCCCUCCUCCCUCCUCCCUCCUCCCUCCUCCUCCCCCACUGACAGUGCCAACUCCCCCCUCCCCUCCUCAGUAUUAUGUGCAGGAGGCCAGACGAGGAGCUGCUUGAUAUGUUUUGUUAUAAGGGAGUUUAACUGUGACUUACAGCCGUGACCUCGUUAAGAACUAACGGACUAAUUAAGUGUUUGUCUUAACGGUUUGUCGUUACUUUGUUUUUGUUGCCACAUUAAUUAAUUAAUGAUUGAUUGAUUAGAGCCGAAGUCCUGUCAGCCAAUGAUUUAUUAUUUUUGUUCCUGGGGGUGUAGUUUAAGGUAGCCAAUCACAGCGAGGCAUUCCACUGCCAUGCUUGGUAGUCCAGGGGCCAAUCGGAGACACAGGUGACUUUUGACCUGAUGACAUGAAUAAAUGGAAAUGUUUUUACCUGGAAGCCGGAGAUGAUGUCAUUGCCGUGCUGAUGUCACAGCUCAUUGUAAUAAAUCAUGACACAAAGAGACAGGAUUUUAUAAAAUAAAAGCACCGUCACUGGUAUGUAGAUCCAAA
Messenger RNA from Sebastes umbrosus (honeycomb rockfish), 2250 nucleotides. RefSeq names its product tropomyosin alpha-3 chain-like. The coding region runs from base 357 to 1103 and encodes 248 amino acids. Gene Ontology annotation, molecular function: actin filament binding. Gene Ontology annotation, biological process: actin filament organization; muscle contraction. Gene Ontology annotation, cellular component: actin filament. The transcript is spliced from 9 exons. NCBI's taxonomy places the organism in Eukaryota, Metazoa, Chordata, Actinopteri, Perciformes, Sebastidae. The record is from RefSeq and is a predicted model, not a curated record.